AUGCCUAUUGCCAUUGUCAGCUUUAUAUUUGCACAGCUAAUCUGCACCUCUGCCUUGAGGCAAUAUCCUUACGAGGUUGACUGCCCUAAAAGUAAUUUGGUUAGGGAAGCCAAUAACAAUAUUUGCUUGGAUGAGUCCAACUAUAUCGAAAACAAAAUGCCUUAUAUCAGCUCAUCCUUAAGGAGGUUUUUGGACGGACUCGAGAUGGUGCAAUGUGGCGAUGCUGUUAUUCGAAAAAUAGAGGAAAGACCUCCAAUAAUGGGCCUUGCAAUAUCGGGUGGUGGCUAUAGAUCUAUGCUUACCAGUAGUGGUUUCAUCAAAGAAAUGAAAAAAUAUGGUUUAUUUGAUUGCCUAAGUUAUAUUUCGGGUCUUUCUGGUGGGAGUUGGGUAUUGAUGGAUCUGGUAAUUCACGACUUUGAUGUGGAUCAAAUUCUGGAUAGUUGGGAUCUCAAUGAUCCUCUUCUUCAAGGGAUCCCAGACCUUGAUUUCAAGCAAAAAGACCUAAUCUCUGAGAUGGAUGAGCAAUCACUUGACGAAUUGAGACGAUUAAGUGCAAGAGACUUCACCGAAAUUGACGCCCUUAUGCAGAGAAAUCUAGACUUUUUCAUGAACACCCGUAACCAUGAUAAAACUGACAUAACAGGAGUUUGUAAAAGGGAUUACAAUCCCUUCACAAGGCUAAGAGAGUUACUUUUUCCCACUGAUAUAGAUAGCGUCCCCAAUGCUAAAGAGGAAUUGCCGCCUAGCUCGCUUACCAAUUUACAGCGAAUAUUGAACUUCUAUAUCAGCCUUCAUUUAGAUGUCAGACCAAAGAGAUUCAGGGGCUUCCGUGUCUCUUUUACCGAUUAUUUGGGGAAAGCAUUUAUAAAGCGACUUAAACAGAAUGGGAUGCUUCAAAUUAAUACCACGUCAUUCUCCGAACUAAUGAAACAUUCACCUAAUUUUCUGAAUUACAGAGCUCCAGUACCAAUAUUCGUUGCCAAUUGUAAAAACAAAUCUCUCAAGAACAUUAUCUUUGAAUUUACUCCAUUUGAAUUUGGAUCAUGGGAAUCAAUAGUUAGACUUUUUGUUAAAAUGCCCUUUCUAGGGUCUAAAUUCGAAAAAGGGGUAGCUUCAAAAUGCUUCAACGGUUUUGAUGACAUUGGGUUUAUUGCUGCAACUUCCUCAUCCAUCUUCAACAAUGUUUUAAUUUACAUUUGGGAACUCACUGCAAAGUCAUCCAAGGAGACUAUCAAGGCGAUCAGGUCUAUAUUAAGCGUAUUUGGCUUGAAAAAUAUAAGAAUCAAGACCGAUGAACAAUUAAGAUCUUCAGUUCUCGAGCAAUUGAAAACAGAUUACGCAGUGGUUCAUCCGAAUCCAUUCUUCAAAUUUCCAGGAAAAAAGAAUGCAGUAACCGUUGAUGAUUUUCUCUAUCUGGUUGAUGGCGGUGAAGAUGGAGAAAAUAUACCAUUGAGACCCUUAACGAUACCAGAAAGAAAACUGGACCUAAUAUUUGUUAUAGAUUCCAGCUCUGAUUCACAUAACUAUGCCACAGGGAUCAAACUCAGAAAUGUCUUGCACCAAAUGCAAAUCGGCAGAAAAUACCUAGCGCCUGAAGAAGAUAUAAGUCUGCAGAAUCCCAUAGCACUUGGAUGUUAUGAGAAAGACAUCCCAAUUAUCAUAUAUCAAGUAAAUUCGAAGCACAGCUACUCUUCAAAUACUUCAACUUUCAAAAUUACGUACAAUGAAUCGGAAAUCUCAGGUAUGCUUCAAAAUGGAAGAGAUAUAUUUAGCACUGACAACAACGAUUACUACAAAAACUGCCUCGGGUGUUUAGUACUUAAAAGAUUAUUUGAUGAGCUGCCUAAUUCGGAGUUACCAAUCUUUUGUUCCAAAUGCUACCGAGAUUUUUGUCGCUAG
This is a messenger RNA of Zygotorulaspora mrakii, 1899 nucleotides long. It is a transcript of the gene SPO1, whose product is annotated as putative carboxylic ester hydrolase. The transcript has 2 exons. Gene Ontology annotation, cellular component: extracellular region; cytosol; intracellular membrane-bounded organelle. Gene Ontology annotation, molecular function: A2-type glycerophospholipase activity. Gene Ontology annotation, biological process: glycerophospholipid catabolic process. Lineage: Eukaryota; Fungi; Ascomycota; Saccharomycetes; Saccharomycetales; Saccharomycetaceae. The record is from RefSeq and is a predicted model, not a curated record. The coding region runs from base 1 to 1899 and encodes 632 amino acids.